This is a messenger RNA of Populus trichocarpa (black cottonwood), 1901 nucleotides long. Its product is annotated as metacaspase-1. Gene Ontology annotation, biological process: proteolysis. The record is from RefSeq and is a predicted model, not a curated record. The transcript has 5 exons. NCBI's taxonomy places the organism in Eukaryota, Viridiplantae, Streptophyta, Magnoliopsida, Malpighiales, Salicaceae. Gene Ontology annotation, molecular function: cysteine-type endopeptidase activity. Bases 202 to 1401 code for a protein of 399 amino acids.
UACUAAAAAAUACAUCCUCCAAUCAUCUUGUAGGUUUCUUUUACAAUUCAGAUAACUCUAUACAUUGAGAGCACCUAGAUUACGAGCAGGCUCAGAGUUUACUGAAAAUCAAAAGAAGAGAGAAAAAUUAAAAUUCUUGUAUCCCUCAAGAGCCGAUAUUCUAAAAUUCUUGUGCAUAUAACUUAACAUGGCAUUUAAAUUAUGCAUUGCGCCUGCUAUUCAGCUCUCAACAAAGUUUUGUUAAGCCUUUCUUUCUCGGCUGCGAAGGAAUCCUUCAUAUAUUAUAUAUAUACUGCUUCUAUGGAUAACAAUAGAUACCAGAUUAUGAUGGAAGCUAGAGGUGUUGUGUGCUGCAAAUGUAGGCAACGAUUAUCAUUACUGACACAAAAUUCCACUGGAGUAAAGUGCCCAAUUUGCAAUAUGAUGAAUCCAGUUCCAACCUGUGAACGAUCACGUAGCAAAGAUGUAAAGGCAAAGGAAAAUAUAUCAGGUCCUGAUCUCUUGAUUAGUAGCAAAAAGACAGAGUCGUUGAAUAAGAUGCCCUCCCCUUCGGAAAUUUGGCGGUCAUCAUCGGGGACAAGGACAGCAAGGAAGCGAGCACUGCUAAUCGGAGUGACUUACAAAAGGAAGCACAUGCUUAAGGGGACUAUCAAUGAUGUGAAGAGCAUGAGAGGAUUUUUGAUCAAAAAUUUUGGUUUCAAGGAGGAGAACAUUCGGGUUCUUACAGCAGAACAGGAUACAACAAAGAAAAACAUACUGCAAUCCAUGGAAUGGCUCGUGAAGGACUGCCAGGCAGGUGACUCCCUCGUGUUCUACUUCUCCGGUCAUGGCUUACGUCAACCAGAUUUUGAACGCGAUGAGCGAGAUGGGUUUGAUGAAAAUAUUUGCCCAGUUGAUUUCAUGACAGAAGGUAUGAUCCGUGACAAUGAAAUCAAUUCCCUCAUAGUUUGGCCGCUGAAAAAGGAUGUUACUCUUCAUGCAAUUGUCGAUGCUUGUCACAGUGGAACUAUCCUUGAUCUUGAACAUGUCUACAAUAGGGAACAAAAUAAAUGGGAGGAUAACAGCCCUCCAUCUGGUAAUGCAAGGAAACACACGGAUGGUGGAUUGGCAAUUUCAGUCAGUGCUUGUCUGGAUAAUGAAAAUGCUGCCGAUACCUCUGCAUUCACAAAGACAAUGAAUGGUGCUCUGACCUACCUUUUAAUAUACUUUCUGAAGAAAUAUCCUGGAUUAACAUAUGGUGACCUACUUGACUUGAUGCAUGAAGAGUUGAGGAAAUUUAACGAAGGUGGAUGCCUUCCUGCAAAAUUCUUGAGAAAAAUAUUCAACGACCUGUUAUCGCAGAGUCCUCAAAUUUCAUCUUCCCAACCAUUCGAUGUUUACAAGAGACAUUUCAUCUUGUAAUAAUAAAUUACUUUAAAAAUUGAGUAAUUGGAUCGUGAGAGCAAGAAUGAAGAAAAGUCUUCAGCACCUGCGAUCGAGUCUCCAAUAAUAACUUCAAUGCCAAAUCGAAGCUCAUCCGAAAACAUUUUGGACGUCCAGUUUAAUUCUCUCAAAAUAAGCAAGCGGAUAUAAAUGUCUUCAACCUUCUUGAUUGAGCUGAGAGGAGAAAUUUCUGUUCAUCAAACUUUCGGCGAGCAGCGAAUAUUUUCACAAGAUAAAUGUUUUCAAGCUGAAUGCAGUGACAUUGCCAGUUAUAUAGAAAUGAUAUGAAAGAUACUUUGAACCAACAAAAGUCGAACGAAAAACUAAAAAGGCAACAAUCAAGUUGAAGACUUGCAUGGUCAGCUUUUCAGAAUUCUUAUUUGUCUACUUGCUAGCAAUAAUUUUCUUCAAUAUUUCAACCAAAUUCUAAUAGGAAGAAUCACCAGGACAAGUGGCCUCCUCUGCCUUGGUUUUCCAUU